This is a messenger RNA of Caenorhabditis sp. 36 PRJEB53466, 546 nucleotides long. Lineage: Eukaryota; Metazoa; Nematoda; Chromadorea; Rhabditida; Rhabditidae. The record is from the annotation of a GenBank genome assembly.
AUGACUGAAUUGUCGAAAAGCGAGGGGAGUAGCGACGGAAAGGGAAAUGCAGUAUCCGAAUGGGCUGACACAGUACUCCACUUUGUCGUCGAUCUGAAGAAGAAGCCGCCGAUGACUCAGCUGGGAGUUGGCGCAGGAUUCGGCACGGUGACCGGCUACUUCGUCACCAAGGUGAGACCGGUUUCGUCGAAUCAGAAAUCAAAGUUGAAAUAUGAAGAUUCUGGAAAACCGGUUCAUCGGAAUUUAUUGCAGGGAGGACGUAUCGUGGCUGCCACUGUCGGAGUCUCGUUCCUUUUGGCUCAGUUCGCCAUUCACAAAGGAUACAUUACACUGAACGAAUCGAAGAUCGAAAGAGAUCUUAAAAAUUUGCAGAAAUCGGUCAUGAAGAAGUAUUCCAAGUUUCAGUAUCGAAUAAAAGAAUCGAAUCCGUUCAGAGUUUCCAGAAAGGCCAAUGCGAUAAACGUUCCGAACUCGUUCAUCAGCGAUUACCGCUGGAUUCUGGGCGGAUAUGCCGCUGGAAUGCUCAUCGGGUUCAGUAUUGCCUAA